Messenger RNA from Erinaceus europaeus (western European hedgehog), 995 nucleotides. RefSeq names its product opsin 1, long wave sensitive. Gene Ontology annotation, molecular function: G protein-coupled receptor activity. Gene Ontology annotation, cellular component: photoreceptor outer segment; membrane. The coding region runs from base 66 to 983 and encodes 305 amino acids. Lineage: Eukaryota; Metazoa; Chordata; Mammalia; Eulipotyphla; Erinaceidae. Gene Ontology annotation, biological process: visual perception; G protein-coupled receptor signaling pathway; phototransduction. The transcript has 5 exons. The record is from RefSeq and is a predicted model, not a curated record.
GCCCCUUUGAAGGCCCCAAUUACCACAUCACCCCCAGAUGGGCGUUCCACCUCGCCAGCGCCUGGAUGGUCUUUGUAGUCUUUGCGUCCGUCUUCACCAACGGGCUGGUGCUAGCUGCCACCAUGAGGUUCAAGAAGCUGCGCCACCCACUGAACUGGAUACUGGUGAACUUGGCGGUGGCUGACCUGGCCGAGACUGUCAUCGCCAGCACCAUCAGCUUGGUGAACCAGAUGUUCGGCUACUUCGUGUUAGGCUACCCUGUGUGCGUGCUGGAAGGCUACACUGUGUCCCUGUGUGGCAUCACAGGGCUCUGGUCCCUGGCCAUCAUCUCUUGGGAGCGGUGGCUGGUGGUUUGCAAGCCCUUUGGCAGCCUGCGGUUUGAUGCCAAGAUGGCCAUCCUGGGCAUCGCCUUCUCUUGGAUCUGGUCGGCAGUGUGGACUGCCCCGCCCAUCUUCGGCUGGAGCCGGUACUGGCCCCAUGGCCUGAAGACCUCCUGCGGCCCCGAUGUGUUCAGCGGCAGCUCAGACCCGGGCGUGCAGUCGUACAUGAUGGUGCUCAUGGUCACGUGCUGCAUUAUCCCACUCAGUAUCAUCGUGUUCUGCUACCUGCACGUGUGGCUGGCCAUCCGUGCAGUGGCGAAGCAGCAGAAAGAGUCUGAGUCUACCCAGAAGGCGGAGAAGGAGGUGACGCGCAUGGUGGUGGUGAUGGUGCUGGCCUACUGUGUGUGCUGGGGGCCUUAUACCUUCUCCGCCAGUUUCGCCGCCGCCCACCCUGGCUACACCUUCCACCCUUUGCUGGCCACCCUGCCGUCCUACUUUGCCAAGAGCGCCACUAUCUAUAACCCAGUCAUCUAUGUGUUCAUGAACCGGCAGUUUCGAAACUGCAUCCUGCAGCUUUUUGGGAAAAAGGUGGACGACAGCUCAGAACUCUCCACUGUCUCCAAAACAGAGGCUUCAUCUGUCUCUUCAGUGUCCCCUGCUUGAGUCUACCCUGGA